Molecule: messenger RNA, 1245 nt
Organism: Penicillium macrosclerotiorum
Lineage: Eukaryota; Fungi; Ascomycota; Eurotiomycetes; Eurotiales; Aspergillaceae
Product: serum paraoxonase/arylesterase family protein
Exons: 2
Coding region: 1-1245 (414 amino acids)
Molecular function (GO): arylesterase activity
Source: RefSeq, a predicted model, not a curated record
AUGGGUCUCUUCCGCUCAGCCCUCUUGGGCCUGUUCGCAAUUGCAGCAGCCGUGAUUGCGCCCGCAGUAAUUCACAUGGUUCAAGUCCAUGGGAUUUUCUUGACACCCAAGCAGACGGUGCUCGGCGAAGGGCAAGGCCCUAUUUACAUUCCAGACACUAUCCACUGCGAAGACUUACACCACUAUCGUCCGGCAAACUUGCUGUUCACAGCGUGCGAGGAUGUGAAGACAACUCGGUUCAAAUGGUUCCCUGGUCUUGGACAUCUGGACGCUGAAUCAGCGGGGCAGGGUUCAAUUCAUGUGGUGGAUCCCAAGACCUUCACCUCCGACCGCUUGGCCUUCAAGAACUUCAAUGGCGCUUUCAUUACACACGGUAUCGACGUCAUCGCCGACCCUGACCAGGACGAUGCCGUGUAUAUCUUUGCCGUCAAUCAUCUUCCUAACCCCAAAUACGCACAAAACACAAUCCCGGACACCCCGGCCGCACGCUCCCAGAUCGAACUCUUCCACCAUGUCCUAGGCUCAAAGACCGCCCGGCAUGUCCGGUCCAUACGGCACGCACUCAUCCAAACUCCUAACGACAUCGCCGCCCUUAGCCCUUACUCUUUCUAUGUCACCAAUGAUCACUUCUAUCGCACCGGCUUCCUCCGCCUGCUUGAGGAUGUCUGGCCUGCCGCAAAAUGGACCAAUAUCAUCCACAUCCAGCUGCACCAGCUGCAGCACACGGACCCAACCGGAGGCCUUGAGGCCACCAUUGCCCACUCCGGCCUAUGGAACAACAACGGCCUUGGUCACGCCCGCACCGACUCUGAGCUAGUUGUUUCCUCUGCCAUGGGCGGUGAGCUGUACCUUGCGACCCGCAACCUGGAGAACACCUCUAUCGCCGUGCACACGACCAUCCCGAUUGGCACGCUCACUGACAACCCCAGUUACUUUGUUGACCCAUACAACUCAGACACUGACGAUGCGAGUGGGUUCGUUGUCGCUGGUAUUUCACGGGCAGUGACUAUGCCCCGCACAGCGAGCGAUCCGGAUGCGAUGGACCCAGUGCAGGUGUGGUAUGCGCGGUUGGGCAGUGAUGGCUGGGAGAGGAAGUUGUUGUUUGAAGAUGAUGGCUCGCGGAUCCGGACGGCCAGUGCGGCGGUACUGGUGCCAGUUGAACCGGUGGGGGGUGUGAAGAGGGCGUGGUUGUUUGUGACGGGGUUUUUGUCGGAGAGUAUGAUUGCAGUGGAGGUGGAUUUGUAA